Messenger RNA from Nematolebias whitei (Rio pearlfish), 4753 nucleotides. It is a transcript of the gene uggt1, whose product is annotated as UDP-glucose glycoprotein glucosyltransferase 1. NCBI's taxonomy places the organism in Eukaryota, Metazoa, Chordata, Actinopteri, Cyprinodontiformes, Rivulidae. Bases 50 to 4591 code for a protein of 1513 amino acids. Gene Ontology annotation, molecular function: UDP-glucose:glycoprotein glucosyltransferase activity. The record is from RefSeq and is a predicted model, not a curated record. Gene Ontology annotation, cellular component: endoplasmic reticulum. The transcript is spliced from 40 exons.
CCAGGCGCUCUCGGAUCCAGGAAGCUACACAGCCGGCUUCGGUGUGAAGAUGUGGUUUCUGUGCGCUGUGCUGCUCUCGCUGCUGUCUGCUGUCUCUGGAGGAGCAGAUUCGAAGGCCAUCACCACCACCCUUACAACCAAAUGGGCUGAUACUCCUCUGCUGCUGGAGGCCAGUGAGUUCCUGGCUGAGGAGAGUCAGGAGAAGUUUUGGGACUUUGUUGAAGCCAAUCAGAACAUAGAAGGAGAGCACGAUGACACAGAUCAAGCCUACUAUGAGCUGAUUGUGAAGAAAGCCAGCGCCUUGCUCAGCUCCGUCCAGCUGAACAUGCUGAAGCUUGCGCUCUCACUGAGAGCGUACUCUGCCACGGUGUACUCCUUCCAACAGAUAGCUUCCACUGAGCCUCCCCCUCCUGACUGCACAGCUUUUAUCAGCAUUCAUGGAGUGAAGACAUGUGAUGUAGAAAGUUUGGCAACAUUGUUGAAAACUGCAGCAGAACGACCGAAGCCUUACCUUUUUAAAGGUGAUCACAGAUACCCAGGAUCAAAUCCAGAUGCACCUUUUGUCAUUCUCUACGCUGAGCUGGGGAAACCAGAUUUCCAGAAGUUUCAUCAAGUCUUAACAUCCAGAGCUAGUGAAGGCUCAGCAACUUAUGUGCUUCGACACCACGUGGCUAAACCAAAUGAAAAGAAAGUAUUUCUGUCGGGGUACGGAGUAGAGCUGGCCAUCAAAAACCAGGAGUACAAGGCAAAGGAUGACACCCAAGUCCAAGGGGAGGAGGUGAACGCUACAGUGAUUGGUGAAAACGAUCCUGUGGACGAGGUCCAGGGAUUCCUUUUUGGCAAGCUCAAGACCAUCUAUCCAGAGCUGAAGGAACAGUUAAAGGAGCUGAGGAAGCAUUUAGUAGAAAGCACCAAUGAAAUGGCGCCUCUAAAAGUCUGGCAGAUGCAAGAUUUAAGUUUCCAGACAGCAGCUCGCAUUCUCACUGCUCCCACUGUCGAUGCCCUCAACGUCAUGAAAGACCUCAGUCAGAACUUCCCCACCAAAGCCAGGUCGAUCACAAAAACAGUGGUCAACUCUGAGAUCCGGAAAGAGAUCGCCGAGAACCAAAAGAUUUUCAAAGGAACGCUGGGGCUGCAGCCGGGGGAUUCGGCCCUGUUUAUCAACGGGCUGCAUAUAGAUCUGGACACACAAGACAUCUUCAGUGUGUUGGACGUGCUGCGCAGUGAGGCGAGGGUAAUGGAGGGUCUGCGUUCGCUGCUUGUCGAGACGCCCUUCAUACACGACAUCCUGAAGCUCAACGUCCAGCCCUCUGACUCUGACUACGCCGUCGACAUCCGCAACCCUGCCAUCUACUGGAUUAACAACCUGGAGACGGACCACAAGUACAGCUCGUGGCCCUACAAUGUGCAGGAGCUGCUCAGGCCAACCUUCCCCGGAGUCAUCAGGCAGAUUCGCAAGAACUUCCACAAUCUGGUGAUCAUGCUGGACCCGACCCAGGAGAAUACUGCUGAGCUGCUGAGUGUGGCAGAGAUGUUUUAUGAAAACAAUAUUCCUCUCAGGAUCGGGAUGGUGUUUGUGGUGUCGGACGAAGAUGACGUAGAUGGCAUGCAGGAUGCAGGGGUAGCGCUCGUCCGAGCGUACAACUACAUCAGAGACGAGGUGGACAGCCACAGCGCGUUUGAAGCCGUCAUUUCAAUGUUUAACCGUGUGCCAGUCGGUGGGCGGCUGAGCGUUGGAGAUGUUGUUAAAGUUCUGGAGAAGAGAUUUCCCUACGUUGAGGUCAGCAGUCUUCUUGGAGCCGACUCAAGCUACGACACCAACAGGAAGGAAGGGCGUGCGUACUAUGAGCAAACAGGAGUGGGCUCGCUGCCGGUGGUCAUGUACAACGGCAUCCCUUACCAGCGUGAACAGCUGGACCCUGACGAACUGGAAACUGUCACGAUGCAAAAAAUCCUGGAGACCACCUCCUUCUAUCAGAGAGCUGUCUACUUGGGGGAGCUGGCUACAGAUCAGGACGUGGUGGACUUCAUCAUGAAUCAGCCCAACGUUGUUCCUCGGCUCAACCCCAGAGUGCUGUCCACCAGCAGGACCUACCUGGACCUGUCCAACACCAACAACUACUUCAUAGACGAUUAUGCUCGUUUCUCGACUUUAGACACGAAGGAGAAGAGCGCUGCUGUAGCGAACAGCAUGAACUACAUGACUAAGAAAGAUGAUGGAUACAUCCGUCCUGUGACGUUCUGGGUGGUUGGAGACUUUGAUAAGCCCUCAGGACGCCGACUCCUUUAUGAUGCUAUCAGACACAUGAAAACCAGCAACAACGUCCGCCUGGGGAUGAUCAACAACCCAUCAGCUGCUCCGUCUGCUGAGACGAGCCAAGUGUCCAGAAUGAUCUGGGCUGCCAUGCAGACGCAAUCCGCCAAUAACGCCAAGAACUUCAUCACCAAGAUGGCCAAGGAAGAGACUGCUGCCGCUCUGAAGAGCGGCGCUGAUAUCGAACAGUUUGCUGUCGGGGGCAUGGAUUUGUCUCUGUUCAAAGGUGCGUAUGAGAGUCCCAAAGUUGACUUCCUGCUCUCCCACGCUGCCUUCUGCCGAGAUGUGCUGAAACUGAAGAGAGGACAGAGAGCGGUGAUCAGCAAUGGAAGAAUCAUCGGCCCGCUGGACGAGGACGAGGUGUUUAACCAGGACGACUUUCUGCUUUUGGAGAACAUCAUCCUGAAAACAUCUGGCGAGCGCAUCAAAAGCAAAGUGCAGCCGUUUGAGAUGGAGGAGGACCGGGCCAGCGACCUCGUGAUGAAGGUGGAUGCUCUGCUCUCCUCUCAGCCCAAAGGAGAAGCCCGGAUAGAGUACGGCUUUGCAGAAGAUCGCUACAGUGCUGUGAAGAUUCGACCUAAAGAGGGAGACGUGUACUUCGAUGUUGUUGCUGUGGUGGAUCCAGUAACGAGAGAAGCUCAGAGACUGGCUCCACUUUUAACGGUUCUGAAGCAGCUCGUGAACUUAAACUUAAGGGUCUUCAUGAACUGCCAGUCCAAACUGUCUGAAAUGCCGCUGAAGAGUUUCUACCGUUACGUUCUGGAGCCGGAGGUGGUCUUCCAGGCCGACGGCAGUUUCUCUCCAGGCCCCAUGGCCAAGUUCCUGGACAUGCCACAGUCCCCGCUCUUCACCCUGAACCUGAACACUCCUGAGAGCUGGAUGGUGGAGUCUGUGCGCACCCGCUAUGACCUGGACAACAUCUACCUGCAGGAGGUGGAGAAAAUGGUGGCAGCAGAGUAUGAGCUGGAGCAUCUUUUGUUAGAAGGCCAUUGUUUCGACGUGGGCUCGGGUCAGCCUCCACGUGGCCUUCAGUUCACUCUGGGAACUGCGUCUGAGCCGGUGAUGGUGGACACCAUAGUCAUGGCAAACUUGGGUUACUUUCAGCUCAAAGCCAACCCCGGUGCCUGGAUGCUGAAGCUGAGGAAGGGACGCUCCGAUGACAUCUACAAGAUUUACAGUCAUGACGGCACGGACUCGCCGGCUGACUCCGAUGACAUCAUCGUCGUGCUGAACAACUUCAAGAGCAGAAUCAUUAAAGUGAAGGUCCAGAAGAAGCCUGACAAGUUGAACGAGGAGCUGCUGAGCGAUGGAACGGAGGAGAAUGACACUGGUUUCUGGAAAUCUCUGGCCAGAGGUUUCACAGGCGGGGGGAAGGUGGAGGAGCCCAAACAAGAGAAAGAUAACGUGAUCAAUAUCUUCUCGGUGGCCUCGGGGCAUCUCUAUGAAAGGUUCCUCAGGAUUAUGAUGAUGUCGGUUCUGAAAAACACCAAAACCCCCGUCAAGUUCUGGUUCCUGAAGAACUAUCUGUCCCCAACUUUCAAGGAGUUCAUUCCUCACAUGGCGAAGGAGUACGGUUUCCAGUACGAGCUGGUCCAGUACAAGUGGCCCCGCUGGCUGCACCAGCAGACGGAGAAGCAGAGGAUCAUCUGGGGCUACAAGAUCCUCUUCUUGGACGUGCUGUUCCCGCUCGCUGUGGACAAGAUCCUGUUUGUGGACGCCGACCAGAUUGUGCGCACCGACCUGAGGGAGCUGCGGGACUUUGACCUGGAGGGCGCUCCGUACGGUUACACCCCGUUCUGCGAGAGCCGCAGGGAGAUGGACGGCUACCGCUUCUGGAAGUCCGGUUACUGGGCGAGCCACCUGGCCGGACGCAGAUACCACAUCAGCGCUCUGUAUGUUGUCGACCUGAAGAAGUUCAGGAAGAUCGCUGCAGGAGACCGACUCAGAGGACAGUACCAGGGACUGAGCCAGGACCCAAACAGCCUGUCCAACCUGGACCAGGAUCUUCCCAACAACAUGAUCCAUCAGGUUCCCAUAAAGUCUCUGCCUCAGGAGUGGCUGUGGUGUGAGACGUGGUGCGAUGACAGCUCCAAGAAGAGCGCGAAGACCAUAGAUCUGUGUAACAACCCGAUGACCAAGGAGCCCAAGCUGCAGGCUGCGGUCCGGAUCGUCUCAGAGUGGACCGACUACGACCAGGAGAUAAAACGCCUGCAGACCCGAGUCCAGGAGAACCACACGCCGGAGGAGCAGAGAACAGACGUCCACUCAGAGCUGUGAGGACGAGCCGCUGGACUGGACUCUGCUCCCAGUCCGAGCCUCCUCUGUGACAGACUGACCACAAGCUGGGUUUUUGUACGGGCAGUAAGAAUGUACUUUGUGGAGCAAACUAGUUUUUUUUACCGUUUUCUGUUCUGGACGUUAGUUUGCACUGAUUCUGGU